This is a messenger RNA of Aphis gossypii (cotton aphid), 5046 nucleotides long. RefSeq names its product cytoplasmic dynein 2 light intermediate chain 1. The transcript is spliced from 9 exons. Gene Ontology annotation, molecular function: dynein heavy chain binding. The record is from RefSeq and is a predicted model, not a curated record. Gene Ontology annotation, cellular component: ciliary basal body; cytoplasmic dynein complex; axoneme. Bases 967 to 1824 code for a protein of 285 amino acids. Gene Ontology annotation, biological process: intraciliary retrograde transport; intraciliary transport involved in cilium assembly. NCBI's taxonomy places the organism in Eukaryota, Metazoa, Arthropoda, Insecta, Hemiptera, Aphididae.
UUUUGUCAUUAUAUUAUUCGUAGUCUUUGGAAGUAAAUUAUGCCUUAAUCAUUGUCUUCCGUGCCCUAUGGUUCGGUUGAAUAGAAAACCUUGAUCUAUAGGUACUUGAUAUGGAUCAAUAUCUUUUUUGAUUUAUACUCGAACAUGAUGGUAAUCUGAGUUAAGACCUAAAUAAGUGCUUAUGUAACAUUUUAACGUCAUACCAACAAUAUCCUUUUUUUUUUAAUACAAGUAACGAGAUAUUGUAACCUAAUCUAAUCUGAUUAUUAUUUAUACAUUGGUCGGCAGUAGCCAAUUAGUAUGUAGUACCUGCAUUUUAUUCUGGCUAUAUAUUUAUUGCAUAUUUUACAAAAAAAAAAAAAAAAACGGUAUGACAUGAACAUGCAAAUGAACCUUACAAAUAAGGAAUAAUUUUGAACUAUGCAAUAUAAGUUAUAGUGACUAUAUAUAUAUAUAUAUAUAGAUUUUUCAAGCGUCUUUCAAUAAUUAUCGUUAUUAUAAAUACCAGCAAUAUACCUAUUACCUACCAUUGUCCAUUCUAAGCUUUGAUAAAUUUUUUAACGACCAACAUUAUAUAUUUCAAUGAGGAAGUACUGUAAAGAAUUCAGAAUAUAAAUUUAUAAUAAAUGGUUUAUGUGCUGAUAUUAUAAUAAUACCCGCGCGUCAUAUUCGGAUGUAAAUUCCUCAAGCUACAACAGCCGUUUCAAUUAUUUAUUCGAGCGUCUUUUUCUCUGCAAGAAGUCAAAACGAGUCAACUAGUACGAGGCCGAAAUCAUUUUCUAUUAAGACGAGGCGCAACCAUGGCGACCAGUGUAUAUACAUAGCCAGAGUGCCAGAAACACAUGGUGAAGGUUUUUACUGAAAACAAUGCAUACAGAAUUCAGAUUUUCGCUAACAAAGUUAUCAUCAAUAACUAACGAUUUUGAACUGAAUUGUUCAUAAAAUAGAUGGUCUCAGUGAAAUACAAUGACAUCUACUUCUGUGCGAAAUGGCCAAACCAUACUCGAAUUGGCUAUGUCUUCAAAGAAUCUUGCAUCCGACAUGGUACCAGUAGAGAGAACUUUGUUAGUAAUUGGGAGUAAAGAUGCGGGUAAAACUUCAUUAAUUCACUCAUUUUUUGACAAAAAUGAAAAACCAAAACCUACACUGGCCUUGGAAUAUUGUUUCGCAAGAAGAUCUGGAAAAAGUUUAACAAAGGAUAUUUGCCAUGUUUGGGAACUGGGUGGUGGUUUAGUUUUCAAAGAUCUAUUAUCCGUGAUAGUACAGAAAACGAGAGGCCGACGCUUGAGCGUUGUGUUGGUAUUGGAUCUAUCGAAGCCGGAUGUUCUUUGGAACACCAUGGAAAUGCUUCUUGAAGAAGUUAAGGUACACCUAGAAAAUGUACUAGAUAUUGAAGAAUAUAAUCAGAUUAAUGUUAAAAAUAUUGAGGAUAAAAAAUUCAUGUCUCCACUACCCAUACCAUUAAUGAUUGUUGGAAGUAAAUACGAUGUAUAUCAAAAUUUUGAACCUGCAAAAAAACGUGUGUUGUGCCAGUGUUUACGAUAUGUAGCACACACUUGGGGAGCUUCGUUGAUUUUCUAUGGUGUGAACGACACAAUUCUUGUGAAGGCAUCUAAGGAAAUGAUGUCACAUUACGGGUUUGGAACUCCUUAUCCAAAAAACCAUAUUUAUGAUUCAAAUAAAGCACUUUUAGUGCCUGCAGGGUCUGAUUGUUUUGAAAAAAUAGACAAUCUCAAUGAAGCUGGGAGCAUUAGAUCAAUGCAUAAGUAUAAGAACAUAUUUGUUUCAAAUUUUAAACAGGUUAAUGGAUAUAUCACUUUUUAGUUAUUUUAUAGUACAAUAUUGAAUUGAAUAGUGUUGUAGGAGUAAAAUUAAAAAAAACAUAUUUUUUGUAAAUAUGGAAUUAAUAUGCACCCAAAAAGCAAUUCAAUAUUUUAAUUAAACUUAGUAACUUGAAGGUUAUUAUAUUUUACGGUGUAAUUUGUUUUUACGUGAAAAAAAAACUUACUUGCUGUAGUUUUUAUAAAUUCAUUGGAGGUGCCUUGUGUUUACUACGCAAAGCAAUAUAAAUUAAGAUUUUUUUCUAAAAUUUUUUAAAAUUUGGAAAAUGUAUUUAAUAUAUUAUGAUUUAUGAGCAACAUAAUGCACAAAGUUCUUAUAAUAAAUAUCGUAAAUUAUAAAAUAAUAAUAAUUUUGAAAGAAUACUCAAAAUGAAUGUCAUCAGAAUAAUUUUAAAAAUUGUUGUUAUUUUAACUGUAAAUUCCAAAAAUUUCAAAAAAAGUCAAGGUUACUGACUACAGUGGCCAUACAAUUAUCACAAAAGAGAUUGUUGAUUGUUUUCUAAAAUAUAUAAAUCUACUAAUCUGAUGUGAUGUGUGUUUUUUGCAAUAAUUUCGAGAGAAAUCUAUAUAUUGUCAAUGAAUUCAUGAUAUCAGGAUUCCUAGAGAAGGUUAAUGUUUGAGUGUAGACACACUGUUUUCCUAAUGAAAUAAAGGUGAAGGUAUUAAAGGCGUUUAACUGGUUUUUUGAUAAACAUAAAUCACUUAAACAUAAUGCUUAAAAGAUUAAUUAUAGAAAUUGUUUUAAUCGUCUAGUUAUUUAAACAAACUAGUAUUUCUAAAUAGCAUUUAUAAACUCAUGACAUACAUUAUAAUUCUAAUCUGGAAGGUACUAUACAAAUGAGUUUGAAAUUGAAGGUCAAGAUAAAGCCUAUGUAGAAUAUACUAUAUCGUAUAGUUAAUUUAUCUUAGCAUUUAAUAUCUUUAUUAUAAGAAAUAUAUAAUUUAUAAUAAAGUAAUGUUUGUAUAAUAUAUUACUAUAAUUACUAUAACUAGAUAAAUAUUAAAUUAGUAAUGUACAAUUAUUAGGUAUAAAUCCAAAUGGAAAAAAAAUAGAGGGGAAAGUAUACGUAUUUGUUAUGCUGUAAGUUAGGUGUGAAUGUACCUUGUUACUUAGCAAGUCACUGUAAUGUAUGUGUUUAUUUCGAAUUCAAUGAUUAAUAAUACAGAUAUUUUUUUGUUGUUAUUCAAAAGUGAAUAAUUGUAGGUACUUGAAAUUUUUACAAAAUGUUUACAUUAUAAUUUUCAAAAUAUUUUGUGCUAUUUAUAGGCAUGAUAAAUUAAAUUUUUUUUUUUUUAAUAAAUUUCGAUAAAAAAUUAUUCACUUAGUAAAAUUCUUGAAGAUUUAAUACAAAACCUAACAUAAAUUAUUCUUAUAUCUGUAAUUAUGUUAUAUGUCGUGUUUCAUAAUAUAACAUAAUUGUUAAUUUAAUUCAAAUUUAUACACUUAAUAUAGUGACUCUGUCAACACCUAAUAUUUUUAAUUUAUCAUUCAAUUAUUUUUAUUAACUUUUAAGUUAAUACCGCCUUACCGUAAAACGGUGUAUACAGGUUCGUAGUAUGUCAAUACAGAAAUGGGUAUACCAUUAGUUUAAAAUUAAUCUAACCAAAUGUCACUGUGUAUGUAUAUAUUGUAUAUAUAAAUAAAAGUUUCAAGUACCAACUAAUAAUAUUUUUAAAUUUGAUACAACAAAAUAAUUAUUCUUUGGUUAAAUAUUUAAUGUUAUUUAAGUUUAAAGUUGAAAUGUCUAAAAAAAAAAUCUUAUGUAUCUUUAUUAUUUUUAAAUAGCUUUAAUAAUAAGUUAUAAAAAUCUGGUAUUAAAUUAUCAAAUUUUAGUAAGAGAAUACUAAAUAUUUUAGGAAUAUUUAAAUACAAAAUAGUUUUUAUUUGGAUUUUACAAAAUUUCUCAAAAUUUUAAAUUUAGAUGCUCAUAAAAAAAUAUUUGAGGAAUUCCUUUGAACUUGCUUUUUGAAUUGUAAUACCUAUCUAAUAAAAACUUGUGAGGAACGAUAUAAUAUUAUUAUAGGUAUAGUUAUACACCUUUUAACGAGUGAACAUUUAUUUUGUUUACCUACCAUUAUUGUUAAUAAAAUUGAACAUUGAACUUGAUUUUCUAGUUGCUAUAGGGAAUAGCUUAAAAAGAUUAGGUUUCAGUCAGAAUUAAAAAUAAUUUUUGUUAAUUUAUUAUUGUUAUAAUUAAAACAAAGCAUGAACUUCUUUAGUCUUUAUCUACAAACGUAUACUUUAAUUAAAUAUGUUCAAUAUUUUUCAGUUCUAUUUGUACUUAAUUUAAAUAAUGUUAUUAAUUAUUUACUACUUAUCAAAAUUUUAGUUAGGGAAAUAUAUCAGUUGGCUUACUUUGAAUAUUCAGAAGAGAGAAAGAGAGAGAGAGCAGAGAGAGAACAAAUAUACCAAUAAACAACAUGAUUUAAAAUAUUUUACUAAUUUUGUGGUUUUAUUUAAAUUCAAUAAUACAUUAGCAUAUUAUAUAUAUAAAUAAACUCCAACCAUUUAAUAUAACAUUAUUAUUUUGUAAUAAAUAAAUUCCGGGUAGUGUUUUGAUAUAAAAUAUAAUAAAUUAAUAAAUAAUAAUUAAAUAUAAAAUUUAUUUUCUUUUGUAUAAAAAAAUAUUGAUUAUAGUGUAUUUAGUGUAUAAACUCCGCAUAUGAUGUAUUUAUAAAUAACAGUGUUUAUCAACGAUGUUAGGUAUUUAUCUAUGUUGGUUUUAUUUAUUUUCAUCCUUAAAUUAUUAUUUACAUUUCUAGAUUCAAUAGAAUCAGGCACACACGCAUCGAGUAAAGAGAAUACAGAUCCAUUGAACGAUACUAAUUAUGCUGAUCCGUUGAUAGACGAAUCGUUGAGAAAAAAACAAGAGGUUUGUGAUAAAAAUAUUUCCACGGCCCAAUGUACAAAUUAUUAUCGUUAUAAUAUUUCGUAUAAUAGAACCAGAAUAGUUAUUGUGAUUUGAAAUUUAUGUUUUAGGAGCUAAAGCUGUUUGUGGACAAUUACGAAAAGUUUUUGAACACUGAAAAUACAAAACACACUUCGUAAUCGGUAUAAAACGUAGAAAAAAAAAAUAAUACAAAACAAAACAAAACAAGACGAAGGUAGGCACUAUAGGUACAUAUAAAUAUUAUACAUAAAUACAACUUACAAAAUAUAACUUAAUAUUAUGUCGAUUACGCUCAAAAAGUGAUAAAAAUCGAU